This is a messenger RNA of Adineta ricciae, 624 nucleotides long. The record is from the annotation of a GenBank genome assembly. NCBI's taxonomy places the organism in Eukaryota, Metazoa, Rotifera, Eurotatoria, Adinetida, Adinetidae.
AUGAUCAAUCCAAUAAACGUUGCAAAGGUUUUUACUGAUCGAGCGUCGAACUUAUCGUCAUCUACUUUUUCGGAUAUUUUGACUAGCGGAAAUACUAUAACAAAUCGUGAAUGCGAAGUAGCCGAGCUGCUAUGUGGUGUACUCGAGUCGAUUGUCAACUGUCAUUCACACACUUUCGAAAUCGAAACAACUCUGGAUCACGAGUCAAGCGAAAGCGAAUUGAUUAACGAAGGAGAUUACGAAAAUGAAGUUGAAGAGACAAUUGAUUCUGAAUGGAGUGAAGUAGAAGAUGAUGAGGACAAAGCAUUGUGCAAAGAAUUUUCUCUUGACUAUAUGACUCGUGCAGUUAAUUUUUAUGAUGAGAUCAAUCCGAACACAGGCAAACGAAAACGACGAUGGGAAACAGUGAAACGUAACUUCCAGCGUAUCCCGCAUCAGACUUAUAUCGCUCGGUUUCGCCAUUAUCUUGAGAGACACGGAACAAAGAAGCAGAAACUUGAUAAAAUUGAUGACUACGUAUUUGACAUGUUCGACCGAGCUAGGGAGUCUGUCCUGCCCGUGCACGAUAUUGAUCUUCGUCGAUGGGCUCUGAAGAAAGCUAUGGAUGAGUCUUUACAUAAUUAA